Messenger RNA from Catharus ustulatus (Swainson's thrush), 3741 nucleotides. RefSeq names its product POU class 2 homeobox 1 (gene POU2F1). Lineage: Eukaryota; Metazoa; Chordata; Aves; Passeriformes; Turdidae. Gene Ontology annotation, molecular function: DNA-binding transcription factor activity, RNA polymerase II-specific; RNA polymerase II cis-regulatory region sequence-specific DNA binding. Gene Ontology annotation, cellular component: nucleus. The record is from RefSeq and is a predicted model, not a curated record. The coding region runs from base 85 to 2439 and encodes 784 amino acids. Gene Ontology annotation, biological process: regulation of transcription by RNA polymerase II. The transcript has 16 exons.
GCAACUGAAGUUUCCCUGUUCAGUUGAAGAUUGCUAUGGUGUAACUGAAGUUGUAUUUCUCCCCCCACCUCCCCACUCCCUUUCAUGUUCAGUCAGAGCAGUAGUGUAGAUUUGAUAGAAAUUGCCAUUCUCCCGUUCCUUGGACUAUCUGAACCUGUAGAGGAUACCACAGCAAUGCUGGACUGCAGCGACUACGUUCUAGACUCAAGAAUGAACAAUCCGUCAGAAACCAGUAAACCAUCGAUGGAGAGUGGGGACGGGAACACAGGCACGCAAACAAAUGGCCUGGACUUUCAAAAGCAGCCUGUGCCUGUCGGAGGAGCAAUCUCUACAGCCCAGGCCCAGGCCUUCCUUGGGCACCUUCAUCAGGUCCAGCUCGCUGGAACAAGUUUACAGGCUGCUGCUCAGUCCUUAAAUGUACAGUCUAAAUCUAAUGAAGAAUCUGGGGACUCUCAGCAGCCAAGCCAGCCUUCCCAGCAGCCUUCAGUGCAGGCGGCCAUACCCCAGACCCAGCUCAUGCUGGCCGGAGGACAGAUCACUGGGCUCACGUUGACGCCAGCCCAGCAACAGUUAUUGCUCCAACAGGCGCAGGCCCAGUUGCUGGCGGCUGCAGUGCAGCACUCAGCCAGUCAGCAGCACAGCGCUGCUGGUGCCACCAUCUCGGCCUCUGCUGCGACGCCGAUGACGCAGAUCCCUCUAUCUCAGCCAAUACAGAUUGCACAGGAUUUGCAGCACUUGCAGCAGCUUCAGCAGCAGAAUCUCAACCUGCAACAGUUUGUGUUGGUGCAUCCAACAACCAACUUGCAGCCAGCACAGUUCAUCAUCUCACAAACGCCGCAGGGGCAGCAGGGUCUCCUGCAAGCGCAGAAUCUCUUAACGCAACUACCUCAGCAAAGCCAAGCCAACCUCCUGCAGUCUCAGCCAAGCAUCACCCUUGCCUCGCAGCCAGCAACCCCAACACGCACAAUAGCAGCGACCCCCAUUCAGCCACUUCCACAGAGCCAGUCAACACCAAAGCGAAUCGACACUCCCAGCUUGGAGGAGCCCAGUGACCUUGAGGAGCUUGAGCAGUUUGCCAAGACUUUCAAACAAAGAAGGAUCAAACUUGGAUUCACUCAGGGUGAUGUUGGGCUCGCUAUGGGCAAACUCUAUGGAAAUGACUUCAGCCAAACUACCAUCUCUCGCUUUGAAGCCUUGAACCUCAGCUUUAAGAACAUGUGCAAGUUAAAGCCACUUCUGGAAAAGUGGCUCAAUGAUGCAGAAAACCUCUCAUCUGAUUCAACUCUCUCCAGCCCAAGUGCCCUGAAUUCUCCGGGGCAAGGGAUCGAAGGCUUGAACCGUAGGAGGAAGAAACGCACCAGCAUAGAGACCAACAUACGUGUGGCCUUAGAGAAGAGUUUCCUGGAGAACCAAAAGCCUACCUCGGAUGAGAUCGCCAUGAUAGCUGACCAGCUAAACAUGGAGAAGGAGGUGAUCCGCGUUUGGUUCUGUAACCGGCGCCAGAAGGAGAAAAGGAUCAACCCACCCAGCAGUGGUGGAACCAGCAGCUCGCCCAUCAAAGCAAUUUUCCCCUGUCCAACCUCACUGGUGGCAACCACGCCAAGCCUUGUGACUAGCAGUGCAGCUACAACCCUGACUGUCAACCCCGUGCUCCCUCUGGCCAGUCCUGCUGUCACCAGUCUGUCAGUCACAGGCACUACAGAAACCACCUCCAACAACACAGCAACAGUGAUUUCAACAGCACCUCCAGCUUCUUCAGCAGUGACAUCACCCUCCCUGAGUCCUUCCCCUUCUGCCUCAGCCUCCACUUCAGAGGCAUCCAGUGCCAGUGAGACCAGCACAACACAGACAACCUCCACUCCCUUGUCCUCCCCCCUUGGGACCAGCCAGGUGAUGGUAACGGCAUCAGGGUUGCAAACAGCGGCAGCGGCCGCGUUACAAGGAGCUGCACAGUUGCCUGCAAAUGCAAGUCUUGCUGCCAUGGCUGCUGCAGCAGGACUAAACCCAGGCUUGAUGGCAUCCUCGCAGUUUGCAGCUGGAGGUGCCUUACUCAGUCUCAAUCCAGGGACAUUAGGUGGUGCUCUCAGCCCGGCCCUGAUGAGCAACAGUACACUGGCAACUAUUCAAGCUCUUGCAUCUGGUGGCUCUCUUCCAAUAACAUCACUGGAUGCAACUGGAAACUUGGUGUUUGCCAAUGCUGGAGGUACCCCUAACAUCGUCACUGCCCCUCUGUUCCUGAACCCUCAGAACCUUUCUCUGCUCACCAGCAACCCAGUUAGCUUGGUCUCUGCAGCUGCAGCCUCCGCAGGGGCCUCUGGACCAGUCGCCAGCCUUCACGCCACCUCCACCUCAACCGAGUCCAUCCAGAACUCUCUCCUCACCGUGGCCUCUGCCAGCGGGGCCACAUCCACCACCACUACUGCCUCCAAGGCACAGUGAGCUGGGCUGGGCUGUGCUCCAGCAGCCUGGGUCACUGUGCGCUGGGAUCGGCUGCCAGCCCGGUCGAUGAACUGAAAAUGCCAUGGGCAUCUCUCGCCGUGUUGCUGGGGACAAGAGAGAGAGAGAGAAAGAGAGAGAGAGAAGGAAAAAUAUUUAAAAAAACAAAAAAACAAAAAAAAAACCACAAAAAAAAGGAGAAAAAAAAAAACAAAAGCAAAACAGGAAGGAUUUAAAGCUGGGACAGACAUUUGCCUAAUUUUAUAAUAAACACUGUCUUUUCAGGAUCGCUUCAUGGAUCGGAGAACUUUCUAACCAAAAAUGUAAAAAAAAAAAAAAAACCACAAAAAAACUAAAAACCACAAAAACACAAAAAAAGUGAAAGGACUACUUAUCAUUUCCAGCAGUCACAAUGACAAGUUAAGGUGGGUUAUCAGUUCAAACAUAGGAAGGGGAUUUCUUGGUUUUUUUGGUCUAAAUAUCUUUCUUUUUUAAUUAUCAUUUUAUAGGUCUGUUGUACAGGCCAUUAUGUCAUACAAGGUGUUUAUAAUCGUAUCAAUCAUGUUGGGGGUUCCUUUCUUAACUGGUACAAUUUAGGCAGGCCUGUAUUACUGGUGUAUCUCUAUUAUUAUUAUGAUUAUUAUUAUUAUUAUUAUUUUUAUAUAUAUAGUUUGGACGCGUUUGUCUUUCGCUCCUGGAUUAUUUUCAGCGAGCUCCCACACCAUGGGGCAGGGCGGGGGGUGGAGAGGAAGAAUGGAGCACAAAUAGACUUUCUGUCCUAAUCUUCUGGAAAAGUUCUGAACAGUUUCCUCAUCCUUGAAUUUGUCUAAUGCCUACUUGUAGGGGUCAGAAGAAUUUAUGUUCAACCUUUGUGCAGGAAGCUCGGUGCAGCAGCAGAGAUCAUUGUGUGCAAACUUCCAGGUUGGUCUCUGCUUUUUAAGCAGAGGUAGGAAUUAGCUCCGAACUGCCACUGUCCUUCUCUCAAAUGUUUAGACAAAAUGGCCAAAUUCUGCUCUUAGCUUCGUGUGCUUGGUUCCUUUUACUUCAUGUGACCUCCCGAGUGUGGAUUGUGUGACAGUACUGAUGGCUCUUCUGUUCCAGUGAUUUCAUUUUGCUGUGCAAGACCACACACAAAUAUUUAAAAAACAUCAUGACCCAGGCUAAUUGGCAGCAUGUGAAUCAGAUUUUACAGUCCUAGAUACCCUCUAGGUGAGUUGGUACCGGAUUUCAGAAGGUCAAUUCUCCCCUUUCAUAGCAAUAUUCCUUUUCUGAUGCUUCCAACACUAUUUAGAAGAGCUUCCUAGU